AUGACUAGUACUUCCAGUACUCUCACAACCCAAGGUCCUGCAUACGUAAUUAUAGAUCACUCCAAUGUUUAUUUUCAAGGGAAAAACAUCGAAAAUUCCCCAAUUAAAGUAGAUUCUGAUCUUAAUUACGCUAAACUACGUAAUAUAAUUCUAGAUGGGCGUGAACUGAGAAUUCCAUUAUUGUUGGAUCUUCUUCUCGAAAAGAAUAAUUUUCUUGUAAAAUGGUUCGCAAAAAAUCAUGGCAAGGAGAAAUAUGUUGAUACCGAAAUUGCAUGUCUUAUUAGUAAUAUCAUUUCAAAGGCCCCCAUUAAUAAUGCCAUUAUCUUGAUUUCGGGUGAUGGUGAUUUUGUACCCCCAUUACGGAGGGCCGAGGGACGUGAAGUGGAAAUAUGGGCUUGGGAGAAUGGAAUGAGUCAACAACUUAAAUCUUUAGCAACGAAAUCUGGUUUUCUGACAUUUGAAAAUGUCACUGGAGCUGAUAACAGAAGUAUUCAACCCACUUUUACUCAUGGGGCGCUUUUACCACAGGAAAUGCUUGGUGGUAUUCUAAGUACUUACGAACCGAAGGAAAAUGAUACAUUCUCAGAUUGUUCAGUAUAUUAUCCAGAAAUUUUAUAUUGCACAGCUGGGCUUCACCAAUAUGCGAUUCAACAAAGGUAA
Funneliformis caledonium is the source of this 660-nucleotide messenger RNA. The record is from the annotation of a GenBank genome assembly. Lineage: Eukaryota; Fungi; Glomeromycota; Glomeromycetes; Glomerales; Glomeraceae.